This is a messenger RNA of Vidua chalybeata, 997 nucleotides long. RefSeq names its product claudin 34 (gene CLDN34). Bases 1 to 645 code for a protein of 214 amino acids. Lineage: Eukaryota; Metazoa; Chordata; Aves; Passeriformes; Viduidae. Gene Ontology annotation, cellular component: bicellular tight junction; plasma membrane. The transcript has a single exon. The record is from RefSeq and is a predicted model, not a curated record. Gene Ontology annotation, molecular function: structural molecule activity. Gene Ontology annotation, biological process: bicellular tight junction assembly; cell adhesion.
AUGAACUCCCUGGUCAGCACCUCACGCCUCCAGCUUGCUGCCUUUGUUCUGGGCACGAUAGGCUGGAUCCUGUGCACAGUUUCAAUGGGAAUCGUGGAAUGGAGAGUGUGGUAUGUGGACAACACCACUGUCAUCUCCUCUGGCAUUGCCUGGGUUGGGAUUUGGAAAGUCUGCUUCAUCAGUUACCUUUACGUCUCACCUGGCUAUAGAGAACAGUUUUGCCAUAAAUUCAGUGGCUAUGACUCCUUCAUCCCCCAUGAAAUUUAUGCUGCUCAGGGUCUCCUGUUGAUCGGCAUGUUCAUGGGCUUGCUGGGACUGGCUGCUACAAUAUUUGCUCUGAGAAAUGUGUAUAUGGGAGUCACUCACAAAACUCUCAUUGCCCCGUUCUUCCUGGUGGGUGGCUUCUUCUACAUAUUUGCUGGUCUGUGUGUCCUGAUUCCUGUGAGCUGGAAUUUCUAUUCUGUAACUCACAACCAGAGCAUAGCUUUUCCUCCUUCUUACUACAUGCCCUCCAGUCCAGUGGCACAGGAAGCUGGUGCUGCCAUUCCUGUUGGGAUUGUUGCUGUUAUCCUCCUGCUGCUAAGUGGGACAUUUUCUCUCUCAUACAGAUUUCCCAUGACUGCAAACACUAUCACAAAAUCUUGACAGGACAAAUCCUCCCAUGCUAUUUCAGAACAAGAGCAUAGUUAAGAGAUAAGGACAGCAGCAUGAGUGGUUGUAAAGUUAAGGAACUGCAGAAUUUAAUUUUAUUUUAUAGUAGCCACACUAUUUUCUUAUAUGAACCAGUUGAGUCACCAUCUUAGUACUCACCUAUUAGCAGAAGUUUGUCUUUGAGAUAACAGCUGUUGAGCAGCAAAUGUGAUUAAAUUUUGCCAGUUGUACUCUUUUGUAUAUACAAACAUUAUUGAUAAUUUUUUUUUUGUGUAAAAUAUUUACCAUGCUCAAAGAGCUGACUUUGAAUGAACUGUCCUGUGAGAAAAAUGUGAAGUAACAUGUA